Molecule: messenger RNA, 612 nt
Organism: Alternaria arbusti
Lineage: Eukaryota; Fungi; Ascomycota; Dothideomycetes; Pleosporales; Pleosporaceae
Exons: 2
Coding region: 1-612 (203 amino acids)
Source: RefSeq, a predicted model, not a curated record
AUGCCGGACGAGGAGCACAACAGCGUCGAGGUGUCGAGUGAUCUUGAGGGCGGAGAGGAGAACUACGACGCGUUCGAAAUCCCGGCAGCAGAAGCCUACGCACACCUCCCAAUGCCGAUCCGCGACAACAUCUACUUCUGCAUCCAAGCCAUUCAGAUCAGCCACUCCGAGUGGAAAGACGCUAUCAACGCCAUCGACGCAGCAUUCGAAGCCCAAAGACUUUUCCUGGACGAACAGCACGCCCGAGUCAAAGCCCAAGAAGUCGCCUUCGAAAAGAGAGAAGCACUCUACAUCCGCCUGCCCACGAACCAAGCCGUGAAUCUGGUUCACAACGCUUUGCUUGCGGAACAUGCACAUGACAGGGUGCUUAUUACGGAUAUGUUCAGGGCGGUCAAGAUGGGGAAGGUGGAUGUGAGAGCUGCGCGGGCUGAUGGACUGGCCAAAGCCAAAGAGGUCUACUUGAGGCAGCUGAAGGCUUUCAAAAAGUUGAUUGAGGGCUUGAGUGGUAUAGCGGAGAAGAUGAAGAAUGAGCGAGUAGUUGGCGAGAUGAGGCUUAGUCCUACCGGCCCGGCUCUGGCUGUCAAGUCGCCUACUCCGGCAUCUUACUCUUAG